Molecule: messenger RNA, 516 nt
Organism: Ustilago hordei
Lineage: Eukaryota; Fungi; Basidiomycota; Ustilaginomycetes; Ustilaginales; Ustilaginaceae
Exons: 1
Coding region: 1-516 (171 amino acids)
Cellular component (GO): cytoplasm
Molecular function (GO): zinc ion binding
Source: RefSeq, a predicted model, not a curated record
AUGGAAGUCGGCGAACAUUGCGCACUCUCGACUUGCGGCCGACUCUCGUUCCUGCCCGUCUCCUGUCCACUUUGCACCACCAACUUCUGCGAGUCACACUUCCUACCUGAACAGCACAUUUGCGCAAAAGCUGCUUCCACCGGUAAAGUGCUCAGUGACGACGAGCUCAUACGGCGACUCGCAUCUUCAGGAUCAUCUGGACGUCUACCAUGCCAGAAGCGAGGCUGUAAGAAGGUCAGCUUUGGGGUGCAAGGUCUAGCAGCAACUGCUCCUGCCUCUUCUAAUUCAACUUGCCAUUCAUCCACGACGGCACCAGGAAGAGCAUUCACACACGCACCGCCACGCUGCGAGAGAUGCAAAGGUCUCUUCUGCGCAACCCACCGCUCAGCCACCAGUCAUGGCUGUACCGCUGCUGCACCCAUGACGGAAGGGCAGAUGAAGCUCAAAGCCAUGCAAGAUCGUAAGAAGAAAGCAGCAGCUGUGCUUGCUAAGCACUUUCCAAAUCGCAAGGCAUGA